UGAGAGGUGAUCAAAUACAUAAAACUAUUAUUAAGUAAACAUCUAAGGGCCGCGAGAUCAAUCAUCGACGGCUACAAAUAUUGCCUCUCAAAAUCUUCGACACUGCUUCCAAAUGCUGUGAUAAAAUGGAUUCCACCAUUUCAGGCUCUGCUACAAUCACCAGUCCCAGUUUCCGCUGCUUCGAUCCUACAAACUCAUUCCCUGAUAUAGUUCCCAAUCACAAGCGCUACAUCUUCUCCAACUCGCUUCCCAAUUCCACUCCCAGAGAAAAUUCCAAGGCUACAAUGGGAAUUUCUAUCAAUUCCGAGCCUAAAGUCGUUGCCGGUCCCGCUGGCUACGUUCUUGAAGAUGUUCCUCACCUAUCUGAUUACAUCCCUGAUCUUCCUACACAUCCCAAUCCAUUGCAAGAUAAUCCUUCUUAUUCAGUGGUUAAGCAAUAUUUUGUUAAUGUCGGUGAUACAGUUGCAGAGAAGAUUGUUGUUCAUAGAAGUAGCCCAAGGGGGACACAUUUUCGACGUGCCGGACCCCGUCAGAAGGUUUAUUUUGAAUCAGAUGAAGUGUAUGCCUGUAUUGUAACGUGUGGUGGUCUAUGCCCUGGUCUAAAUACAGUAAUUAGAGAAAUAGUUUGCGGCUUGUAUGACAUGUAUGGUGUCCACAGAGUUCUUGGAAUAGAGGGAGGAUACAGAGGUUUUUAUGCAAGAAAUACGAUCCCUUUAACGCCAAAGGUUGUGAAUAACAUCCAUAAGCGUGGUGGAACCAUCCUUGGGACAUCUCGUGGUGGUCAUGAAACCUCAAAGAUAGUGGACAGCAUUCAGGACCGGGGCAUUAAUCAGGUUUAUAUAAUUGGAGGAGAUGGAACUCAGAAAGGAGCUUCAGUGAUUUUUGAGGAAAUCAGGAGGCGUGGCCUCAAAGUUGCUGUGGCAGGAAUUCCAAAGACCAUUGAUAAUGACAUUCCGGUUAUCGACAAAUCCUUUGGCUUUGAUACGGCUGUUGAGGAGGCUCAACGAGCUAUCAACGCUGCCCAUGUUGAAGCUGAAAGUUUUGAGAAUGGUAUUGGUGUUGUCAAGUUAAUGGGUCGCUACAGUGGAUUCAUAGCUAUGUAUGCUACUCUUGCCAGCCGAGAUGUGGAUUGUUGCCUGAUUCCGGAAUCACCCUUUUAUCUUGAAGGGCGAGGAGGACUUUUGGAAUACAUUGAGAAGAGACUCAAAGAGAAUGGGCACAUGGUUAUAGUGAUAGCAGAAGGUGCAGGCCAAGAUCUUCUUUCUGAAAGUAUGCGUAGUUUGCACCGGCAGGAUGCUUCUGGAAAUAAGCUACUCCAAGAUGUUGGUCUGUGGUUAUCACAGAAGAUUAAGGAUUACUUUGCAAAGCGGCAAAAGUUGACUAUAAAUCUCAAAUAUAUUGAUCCAACAUACAUGAUCCGAGCUGUUCCAAGCAAUGCAUCAGAUAAUGUCUACUGCACUCUCCUUGCUCACAGUGCGAUUCAUGGUGCGAUGGCAGGAUACACAGGCUUCACAAUUGGCCCAGUUAAUGGAAGGCAUGCUUACAUACCAUUUAAUAGGGUGAUAGAGAGACAAAACAAGGUAGUGAUAACAGACAGGAUGUGGGCAAGGCUACUAUCUUCAACAAAUCAGCCAAGCUUUGUGGACCCUAAUUCUAAACAUUUCCUUGGAGACCAAAAAGAGGAAGAUACAACAUCCCAAUCAUUAGAAGCGCAUAACGGCCCUAAAGAGAACAACAAUGUCUAAGCGAAGUGACAUGCUAUUAAUUCUCUUCCCCCCCACCCCCCAAAAGUUCCUAUAUGGCGCCCUAAAUCUGGUGGUGUUUUAUGAGGUUUUAGGGUGAAUAAGCCCUUGUUUGGUAAGAGAUAAAUGUUUGGUAAUCAUAGCUGUAUAGCAAAAUAUUAGAGGUAAGACAUUCUAGGUUAAGCAGUACCAAUGUAUCCAUUAAUAUAUUUGUGGAUCAAAUUGGUAAUCGGAAGUUGGGAAUACUUUUUUCCUUUGUUGCUUGUU
Molecule: messenger RNA, 2009 nt
Organism: Ziziphus jujuba (common jujube)
Lineage: Eukaryota; Viridiplantae; Streptophyta; Magnoliopsida; Rosales; Rhamnaceae
Product: ATP-dependent 6-phosphofructokinase 6
Exons: 13
Coding region: 126-1745 (539 amino acids)
Biological process (GO): fructose 6-phosphate metabolic process; glycolytic process
Cellular component (GO): cytoplasm
Molecular function (GO): ATP binding; 6-phosphofructokinase activity
Source: RefSeq, a predicted model, not a curated record